AUGUUCAUUCUCUUAUGGCUGCUAAUCACAGUCCAUGGUGGCUCUCUAUCAAGACACAAGAUUUUGGAAGUUGAGAGAAAAUUAAAGUAUCUUAGAAGACAUUCCUUAAAAACUAUCGAGAGUGAAGAUGGGGAUAUAAUUGAUUGUAUUGAUAUUAAUAAACAACCAGCAUUUGAUCAUCCUGCAUUGAAGGAUCACAAAAUUCAGAUGACUCCUACUCAUAAUUCAGCCAAAGAGGACGUAACAUCGGGAUCAAGAACUUCAAGAAAUGGAAAGAAUUCAAAGAGUGGAAAAAUGAUGAAUGAAUCUUUGAGUGUGACUUCACAAGUGUGGCAGAAAAGUGGAAAAUGUCCAAAGGGAACAAUAGCAGUUAGAAGAAUAAGAAAAAGAGAGCUACUGAAGGCUCAUUCAAUUGAAGAAUAUGGAAGGAAGAAGCCAAGCUUCUCUCACCAUCAACAUGGUCAAGUGAAUAAGAAUCUUGAUUCCUUUGUUCAACUUAAAAACCACUCUAAGGCAAUAUUGUUUACAGUUGGUUACCGUUAUCUGGGAGGAAAAGCAGACCUGAGAGUGUGCAACCCUUUUGUUGAAAAAGAUGAUGAAUACAGCACUACUCAAGUCGCUCUCUUAACAGGCCCACACAAUGACUUUGAAUGUGUUCAAUCUGGUUGGGCAGUGAAUCCCAGUGUAUAUGGAGAUAGACAAACUCGAUUAUUUGUAUACUGGACGGCUGAUGGUUCAAAGAAAAGUGGUUGCUUUGAUCUAACUUGUCCUGGGUUUAUUCAGACUAGCAAUGAGAUUGCCUUGGGUGCUGCUAUAUAUCCAAUCUCAAUUCCUGGUGACCUUCCAUACGUAAUAACAAUUUACAUCUUUAAGGAUCCCUAUACCAACAAUUGGUGGGUGCAAUAUGGUGAGAAGACCAACAUAGGUUACUGGCCACCGGAGUUGUUUGAAACAAUACUUUACAAUGCACAAUCUGUGGAGUGGGGUGGUGAAGUUUACAGUACAACUAUUGGACAAACUCCUCACACAGCAACACAAAUGGGCAAUGGCCAAUUUGCUUCAGUUUUGUCUUUUUCAUCUGCAAUAACAAGAAUGAGAAUUCAUGACAACUCUGACGUCUUGAAAAUCCCAGAAUUGGUCUAUGAUUAUUCUGAUGAAUAUAAUUGCUAUGAUGUUUGGUUAAUGUCAGAUUACAUCGAUGAUCCUCAAUUCUAUUAUGGGGGUCCUGGUAGAAAUCCAAAGUGCCCUUAACUUAUUCAUAAUUAAUGCUUCAACCAAUUACAUGU
Molecule: messenger RNA, 1286 nt
Organism: Vigna angularis (adzuki bean)
Lineage: Eukaryota; Viridiplantae; Streptophyta; Magnoliopsida; Fabales; Fabaceae
Exons: 7
Coding region: 1-1251 (416 amino acids)
Source: RefSeq, a predicted model, not a curated record